Apis dorsata (giant honeybee) is the source of this 2466-nucleotide messenger RNA. It is a transcript of the gene Dp, whose product is annotated as transcription factor Dp-1. The record is from RefSeq and is a predicted model, not a curated record. Gene Ontology annotation, cellular component: nucleus; transcription regulator complex. Gene Ontology annotation, molecular function: DNA-binding transcription factor activity, RNA polymerase II-specific; RNA polymerase II transcription regulatory region sequence-specific DNA binding. Gene Ontology annotation, biological process: regulation of cell cycle; regulation of transcription by RNA polymerase II. The transcript is spliced from 11 exons. The coding region runs from base 422 to 1846 and encodes 474 amino acids. Lineage: Eukaryota; Metazoa; Arthropoda; Insecta; Hymenoptera; Apidae.
GUUUUUCUUACAGAGAUUACAGUGCCCAUAAACGUGGAACAGAAGGGACCACGUGACUAAGAAGGUAACCAAUCAGCUGUUUAACUUUGUCGUGCCGCCAAGCUCGUCUCUAUUCUGUACUGUGCACGCGGAAGCUAGAUUUUCGUGUGAUAUUUUUGCAAGUAAAUGAACGUUUUCUUAAAAUGGUUAUAUUAGUACGAUAAAAAAACGGCUGAAUUUUACUUUUGUGCGUGUAAUAAGACGUUUUUUGGUCGGUAUAUCGUUAAAUUCUGUUCUCAAAUGGUUCUAUAUCAUAGUCGCCAUUUUGGUGAUAGACCGAGCCAAGAUUAGCGAGUGUACCUAUGAUCUUUUUAUUUUCACUCGGCAUUCGGUCGAUCGUCGUGAUCGUCGGUGACGCCGGGACGGAAUUCUAACCUCGAGGAUGACGCAACAAAACAAAACGAUGAACUUUCUCAUACAUGACGCGAACGGUCAUCCACAAGUAAUAAAAGUAGUACAGAGUACAGCUAAUAAAGCAUUGGGCGGUAUCGUCAGUACAACAAAUGCAGGUGGCCUUAAAGUCUUUAAGACUCCGAGCCAAGAAUCUCAGGUUUUGUCAUCUAACGCACAAGUUCUUAGAACUAUCAGUCUGCAAAGUCCUUCAACUCCAGGUCAAAGGUUAGUUACAAUACCAUUACAGAAUACAAAAUUGGCAACAACCAAGGCUGGUGAACCUGUACUGACCAAGACUAUACAAUUAACAUCUGCACAAAUGAGUGAUAUAAAGCAGGCAAUAGUAUCUCAGCAGCAACAACAACAACAACAAUCUGCUAAUCAACAAAUUGUGAAAGAUGCAAGUGGAAAAACAUAUAUCAGUCCGAUAUUGGAUCAUAGUGGUUCUAGAAAAAGACAAGAUGUUGAGGGUGGUGAUUUUGUACCAGAUAAACGAAGAAAAACAGAAAAAGUAGGUAAAGGAUUACGUCAUUUUUCAAUGAAAGUUUGUGAAAAGGUCAAAAAAAAGGGAACGACGUCGUACAAUGAAGUUGCAGAUGAACUUGUUGGAGAAUUUACUAAUCCUGCUCAUAUAAAUUCGUUAACAGAUCAGCAAUACGAUCAAAAAAAUAUUAGAAGACGUGUUUAUGAUGCUUUGAAUGUUUUAAUGGCAAUGAAUAUUAUUUCAAAAGAAAAGAAAGAAAUCAGGUGGUUAGGUCUACCAACUAAUUCUCUUCAGGAAUGUUUGGCACUUGAAAAAGAUAAAAAAAAGAAAAUCGAGAGAAUUAAAAUGAAAACACAACAAUUACAUCAAUUGAUUCUCUCGCAUAUCUCUUUUAAAAAUUUAGUGGAACGUAAUCGUGCCAAUGAAAGUCUGCGUGGCCCACCAAAACCAAAUUCUGCCAUUCAGCUGCCAUUCCUGAUUGUGAAUACUAGCAAAAAGACUGUCAUAGAUUGCAGCAUUUCAAAUGACAAAACCGAGUACCUGUUCAAUUUUAACGAUAAGUUUGAAAUUCACGACGAUAUUGAAGUUUUAAAGCAAAUGGGUUUAGCUUUCGGUUUAGAAAAAGGAGAAUGCACUGAAGAAAAUUUGCGUAAGGCCAAAUUAAUGGUUCCAAAAUCUCUGGAAAAAUAUGUGGAACAAUUAGCAUCUGGUGAUUUGGAAAAAUUUAUACCAGUGACCAUUCCUGGACCAAGUACCUCAAUGGAAGAUCUGGACACAAAAUUGGAAGGUUCUCGACCUCCUUCAUCUUCUCAUACUUCACUUUCAGAAGAUGUUUUAUCGCCACCCUCGCAGUAUUAUUCCGAGGAAGAAGAUGAAGAAGAAGAAAGCGAUCAAGAUGACCAAGCCGAUAGUGAUCUCGAAGUUAACUAGCACUCCGAACGAUUUUCUCGGGGCUGGACUCAGGGAUACUCGUCAUUGUUAGCAGCGUAUUCGAUAUUGUCGUCAUCGAUAUCGCUCUCAAAAACGUCAUUUUUAUGCGCAAUCAAGAUGCGAACGAAUAACGGUAAUUGGGGAUCUCUUAAAUAUGAAAUCUCGUUAUCACCGUUAAUAAAAGUCUGUUAAUGAAAAAAUGAGAAUGGUCAAAAAGUGAAUUAAAUGUCGAUUGGGGCCAAGGAGAAAUAAAAAAGCAAGAAAUAAAUCGUGUAAGAAUAAAACUCAAAAAGUUUCAGAACGUCUCGUCUGAAAAAGGAGAUUUUCGUGCACGACGAUCGACAGGAUCCAUGAUUAUGCGGCGCGACUGAAACCCGGGGUGCUAUUUUAAUUGUGCAUCAUCUUAACAGGUUUAUAUGAUUAGCAUCUAUGUAUUGUAAAUUAUAAUCUUGACAAUGAUAUCGAUAUUAAUGUGUACGAGACAUUAUGACCAGUACUCAUUUUCUUAUGGCACGUUUAUAAUUAAUAUCGCCCGAACUAAUAUGCCGUGAUGGUAUUCUGGAUACGGGCGCACGUCUGAUUCAAUUUCGAACUAAAAAUAAUAAAUUGUAAUAAUGUUA